AUGUGCAUGUCACCAGUGACUAUAAUUGGAUUAACGGGACUAGUUGAUGAUAUUCGAUUUAACGUCAUCAAGGAUGUCCUUAAUAUUGAAUGCGAACAAAUCUUAGAUUGCGAUGUCCAUUGCGAUAACAUUAUGAAAAUCAGGAUUGCCAAGUUGGAAAUUUAUUAUUCCGGUGCCCCAAUGGGCUUAUCGAUGAAAAUCAGGAUUGCCAAGUUGGAAAUUUAUUAUGCCGGUGCCGCAAUGGGCUGGAGUGCGAUGCAUCCACCCGAAAAUGUCAUGUCCCCAAAGGAAGUGACCCAGCUAAGCUGCCCAAAUGUCUUACCGAACCUACCAGAUUGCGAUCACAUAACCGGGAACUAUCAACUUAAACAAUGUCGCCAAGAUCAAUUUUUAAAUAAACUAGUUGAUCAAGGAAAUAGUAAAAAAUUAAACACAAAGGAGUCGGAUACUAAUUAUUUGAAUGGAUGCGAAAAGUUAGUAUUAGGUCCGGAGUCGUAUGCAUUAGAAUUUAAAAAACGCGGUUAUAAUCCCAAAAAUAUGCAAAAGGUUGCAUGCUCAGCUGAUGGCAAUUAUGCUACGAAACAAUGUGAUCGAGAAAUAUGUCAAUGUGUCAACCCUACUGAUGCCAAAACCCUUGGCAACGCUCGGGUAGACAAAUCGCAACUUAAUGGUCGGGACAUGACAUGCCGGUGCGCAUUACAAAACUACCUUACUCAAUACGAGCUACAGUCAUACCGGGAACUAGCAUGCGAUCAGCUAGGUAACUACGAUGCCUACCAGUGUGAUGAGGGGGAACGGUGUUAUUGUGUCGAUGAGGAUGGUGCACCUAUCACAAAUGAGGGUACAAUGAAUUGCCUGGGUCAGUUUUUAAAAGACUACACAGAUGCCAACUUGAAUACGGACCAAAUUUGUUUGAUGCUGCGUAAAACUUUGAAAGAUUCACUAUUGACCAAGGGUAAGGGCGGCCAAAAUAUGGCAACCCUACUUUGA
Molecule: messenger RNA, 990 nt
Organism: Oppiella nova
Lineage: Eukaryota; Metazoa; Arthropoda; Arachnida; Sarcoptiformes; Oppiidae
Source: the annotation of a GenBank genome assembly